Molecule: messenger RNA, 1175 nt
Organism: Neurospora hispaniola
Lineage: Eukaryota; Fungi; Ascomycota; Sordariomycetes; Sordariales; Sordariaceae
Exons: 2
Coding region: 211-1059 (282 amino acids)
Molecular function (GO): protein-lysine N-methyltransferase activity
Source: RefSeq, a predicted model, not a curated record
AGAGAAUCUAGUCACUGGUGAAGCUAAAGUGAGACCACGUUGAGCUACAACUUCCAAGUUGCCAGCAGGUCACAUGACCGUGAUUCGUGGUGCAUAACUCACUGCAACAAACUCCAAAUUCGGCAUAUUGUUCUGCAUCUUGUAGUACAGGCGUUACAGCGGUGUCAACUCGGCGGAUUCCUCGCAAUAAAUUCGACAAUUUCAUUCACCAUGUCGAGACCUGAGGAGGUGGUCAACCAGGUCCCCGAAGAUGAGGGCUCUGAUAUCGAGGCCGGCGGGCUCUUCGAAGACCCUCCUGACUUUUACCCUCCUUCGCCUCCCCCGACUACAGAGCACUACACCAUGAAGAAUGGCGACGACAUUACCCUGCACCUCGUCGGCCACAGCCCUCUCGAGGCCCACACCCUAUGGAACGGAGCCGUCAUCAUCUCACAGUACUUUGAGGAUCACCCCGAGGAGGUCAAGGACCGUACUGUCCUGGAGAUUGGCGCUGCUGCUGGUCUUCCCAGCUUGGUGGCUGCAGUGCUUGGAGCCAAAAAGGUUGUCGUGACCGACUUCCCGGAUCCGGACAUUGUGGACGUUAUGUGGAAGAACAUCCGUGGCUGCCCCAUGUUGGCGGUUGACCGCGAGGAGGAUCGCAACAUUGUUGCCGACGGCUAUGUAUGGGGUGGCAAGGAGGCUCCCUUGCUGGCCCAUUUGGGUGAACAGAAGGAAGGAGAGGCUGGGUUUGAUGUGUUGAUUUUGGCCGAUCUUCUUUUCCGUCACUCGGAACACAGCAAGCUGGUCGACACCAUCCAGUUUACACUGAAGAAGAAGCCCGGCAGCAAGGCGUUCGUUGUCUUUACCUCCUACCGCCCAUGGCUUCAGCACAAGGAUUUGGCUUUCUUCGAUCUCGCCCGCGAGAGAGGCUUCAUUGUGGACAAGUUCCUUGAAGUCAAGACCGAGAAGCCUUUGUUCGAGAACGACCCCGGUGAUGAGGAGAUUCGCAAGACCGUCACUGGCUGGACUGUGCGCUGGCCCACGGACGGCGAGAAGGCGGCGGCCAAGGCGGACGCAUGAGCUCGAUUCCCAAGCUGAGCGGAAGAUGAGAGCAUUACAAAACCGGUGAUGAGAGAAUCGACAUCAUUUCAAUUACGAUCUAGACAAUGAUACCCAUAUUGGCGGCCAGCCUGCCG